Molecule: messenger RNA, 2183 nt
Organism: Bombyx mori (domestic silkworm)
Lineage: Eukaryota; Metazoa; Arthropoda; Insecta; Lepidoptera; Bombycidae
Exons: 2
Coding region: 150-1982 (610 amino acids)
Source: RefSeq, a predicted model, not a curated record
UGUAUUUUAUAAAAUUUUCGUCUGACAACACUAGCGCGCUCAGUAGCUGGAGGCAGGAGCGUGCGGGAGGGGAUAGUGGCGUGAUCGCAGUGUGGCACGGGACACCGGCGAGAUAUUCGUGUGCAAACCUGUUUCGGUUUUUGAUCAAAAUGGAUAUUGAAAGACAAGAAGAGCGAAUCCGUGCCAUGUUAGAGGAGGAGCUAAGUGAUUAUUCUGAUGAAUCCAGUUCAGAAGAUGAAACCGAUCACUGUAGUGAGCACGAAGUGAAUUAUGACACAGAAGAAGAGCGGAUAGAUUCAGUUGAUGUUCCAUCCAACUCCAGGCAGGAAGAAGCAAAUGCAAUAAUAGCAAACGAAUCAGAUAGUGACCCCGAUGACGAUUUACCAUUGUCUCUCGUCAGGCAGAGAGCUUCAGCUUCUCGACAAGUGAGUGGCCCUUUUUAUACGUCAAAAGACGGUACCAAGUGGUAUAAAAAUUGUCAACGUCCAAACGUAAGGCUUCGUUCCGAAAACAUCGUAACAGAGCAAGCUCAAGUAAAAAAUAUUGCAAGGGAUGCUUCUACAGAGUAUGAAUGCUGGAAUAUUUUUGUCACUUCAGAUAUGCUACAAGAAAUUUUGACCCACACUAAUUCGUCAAUUCGCCAUAGACAAACCAAAACUGCUGCUGAAAAUUCGAGUGCUGAAACUUCUUUCUACAUGCAAGAAACCACAUUAUGUGAAUUGAAAGCAUUAAUUGCAUUAUUGUACUUAGCUGGCCUUAUCAAAUCUAAUCGACAGAGUUUGAAAGAUCUUUGGCGAACCGAUGGAACUGGCGUUGAUAUAUUUCGCACCACAAUGUCACUCCAGAGAUUUCAGUUUCUGCAAAAUAAUAUUCGUUUUGAUGACAAAUCUACGAGAGAUGAGCGUAAACAAACUGAUAAUAUGGCUGCCUUCAGAAGCAUUUUUGACCAGUUUGUUCAAUGCUGUCAGAAUGCGUACUCCCCAAGUGAGUUUCUGACUAUCGAUGAGAUGCUACUAUCAUUUAGAGGUCGAUGCCUGUUUCGUGUCUACAUUCCAAAUAAACCAGCCAAGUACGGUAUAAAAAUUUUGGCUCUAGUCGAUGCAAAAAACUUUUAUGUCGUGAAUUUGGAAGUGUACGCAGGAAAACAACCGUCGGGACCAUAUGCAGUUAGUAAUAGACCCUUUGAAGUAGUGGAGAGACUCAUUCAACCAGUUGCACGAUCACAUCGCAACGUGACAUUCGAUAAUUGGUUCACCGGAUAUGAGCUAAUGCUGCAUCUACUAAAUGAGUAUCGACUCACGUCGGUUGGAACUGUACGAAAAAACAAGAGACAGAUUCCCGAAUCUUUCAUUAGAACUGACAGACAACCUAACAGUUCAGUCUUUGGGUUUCAAAAAGAUAUUACACUCGUUUCCUAUGCGCCAAAGAAGAACAAGGUGGUUGUUGUUAUGUCCACCAUGCAUCAUGAUAACUCAAUAGAUGAAUCUACAGGAGAGAAACAAAAACCUGAAAUGAUAACAUUCUAUAAUUCGACCAAAGCUGGCGUUGAUGUGGUUGAUGAGUUGUGUGCCAAUUACAACGUUUCUCGCAACAGUAAACGAUGGCCUAUGACUUUAUUCUAUGGUGUCUUGAACAUGGCAGCUAUAAAUGCUUGCAUUAUUUAUCGAACAAAUAAAAACGUUACGAUCAAGAGAACAGAAUUCAUUCGUAGUUUGGGCUUAUCAAUGAUUUACGAACAUCUGCAUUCAAGAAAUAAAAAGAAAAAUAUUCCCACCUACCUCCGCCAGCGAAUCGAGAAACAGCUAGGUGAACCAUCACCAAGACAUGUGAAUGUACCUGGGCGAUAUGUCAGAUGCCAGGAUUGUCCAUACAAGAAGGAUAGAAAAACCAAGCAUUCCUGCAAUGCUUGUGCCAAGCCCAUAUGUAUGGAGCACGCAAAAUUUCUUUGCGAAAAUUGUGCUGAACUCGACAGUAGUCUUUGAUCAUAUUUUUAGUUUAAAAAAAUAAUUAUAUGUUUUAUAAUGAAAAGAAUCUCAUUAUCUUUCAGUAUUAGGUUGAUUUAUAUUCCAAAGAAUAAUAUUUUUGUUAAAUUGUUGAUUUUUGUAAACCUCUAAAUGUUUGUUGCUAAAAUUACUGUGUUUAAGAAAAAGAUUAAUAAAUAAUAAUAAUUUCAUAAUUAAAAA